Molecule: messenger RNA, 1245 nt
Organism: Aphanomyces astaci
Lineage: Eukaryota; Oomycota; Saprolegniomycetes; Saprolegniales; Verrucalvaceae
Exons: 4
Coding region: 16-1191 (391 amino acids)
Source: RefSeq, a predicted model, not a curated record
GCCUUUUCGACAACGAUGGAGCGGGUGUCGUCCACGGUGUCGCGAAGCCACCCUCGUUCAUCUUCUUUGUGGAUGUUCUUCUUGUGCUAUGUCAUCCUGAUCACGUCGAGUGGAAUCGAUGCGCAGGUGACCGCCGCCGACUCGACCGAUUCAUGCUGUGCCACGUGCCUCGCCCAGCCCAGAGUUGGCAGUGCCGACGCCUUGGACUUUACGGCGUGCGCGGCGGCUCAGACCACGUGCUGCUUUGACAAGACAUGCCAGCCAGCCACGUUUGGGCCGCCAACGUACGACCUCACGCUCAUGACGUUUGCCGACACGGAGACGCGGUUUCCCGCGGGCAAUUGGUUGCGGAUGCAAUGGACGACGGCAGUGGAGGUCAAGUACCUGGCGUUAAAGACUGGGCAACCCAAAACCACCCAAGUGACCAACGCCAGUGUGGCCGCCACGCCCAAAGGCGGCGGGUUCUUCUUUGUCUGUCCUGCCCUCGAAGGCAAGCUGUACCUUCGGGCGUUUGCCCACAACGGCUGCACUGCGUCCAACGAACUCUCCAUCACGAUUACAGCGGGCAACGGAUCCACGUGCUCGGAAGACGUGCCGACGGCGCCGAUUCAGUCUGGCGACUGUGACGCCGUGCGAGGCGCCAUGUUGAAUGGGGUGUGCACAUGCUUGGAAGACUUUGCAGGGCCUCCGCAAUGCCUGAGCAAUUCAUUCUGGAAGCGAUGGGGCCAGAUCAUCACGUAUGCGGCGGGCGGGCUGUCGACGAUCACGGCCAUGUUUGGGUUUUACCGAUUUUAUAAGAUGCGCCAGGCGACCAAAGACAACAACCGACGCUCCGUGAUGGCGGCGGCGGCGACCACCCCCCUUCCCACCAACCACCCGACUGGCAGGUCCACCUCCCCUCAAUACACGGACGCCGUCCACAUGACCACACCGCCCGUCCCGACCAAGAAGCAGCUCUCCUUCAGGGACUUCCAUCAUGUGCCCACAUCACAACAUGCUCCUCUGACCCAGGUCAGGUUGGCCGUUUUGAGCUCCAUGGACGACAGGCAGCAUCGUGCUCCUUCUCCUCUCCGGUACGACGACGACGAAGAGUCGCUGAGGUCGUCCGUGUCGGACGGAGUGCUCCUCGCUGGCUACCACCAUGAUGCCGAAACCGCCGACGGCCGGACGUCGCACGAGUUUACGUUGUAGUACCAUGUGUAGUUGGACAUCACAGCGGGGUUCAUGACUAAUGAGUGUGUGAUU